Molecule: messenger RNA, 2716 nt
Organism: Sus scrofa (pig)
Lineage: Eukaryota; Metazoa; Chordata; Mammalia; Artiodactyla; Suidae
Product: olfactory receptor 5V1-like
Biological process (GO): G protein-coupled receptor signaling pathway
Cellular component (GO): membrane
Molecular function (GO): olfactory receptor activity; G protein-coupled receptor activity
Source: RefSeq, a predicted model, not a curated record
ACCUGUGAAGUUUUUUAUUUUCUUGUUUUGUAGCCUGUUUCUGGAGCAGUACAGAUUACAGAAAUCCUUUGUUCCCAAUUGCGAAGGAAAACCCGAAUUAUAUUAUGGAAGGAGAAAACCAAACAGUUCUGUUUGAGUUUAUCAUCUUGGGAUUCUCCAACUUAAAAGAGUUACAAUUUUUACUUUUCACCAUCUUCCUUGUAACUUAUAUCUGUACUUUGGGAGGAAAUAGCUUCAUAAUUUUGGUAACCAUGACUAAUCUGCACCUGCACACGCCUAUGUAUUUUUUUCUGGAAAACUUAGCUUUUCUUGACAUCUGCUACACCACCACCAAUGUUCCCCAGAUGAUGGCGCAUCUUCUGUCAGAGAAAAAAAGCAUUUCCUAUUUAGGUUGCAUGGCACAACUUUUUGCAUUUAUUUUUUUUGUGGGCUCAGAGUCCCUGCUCCUGGCAGCAAUGGCAUAUGAUCGCUAUAUUGCAAUCUGUAAGCCCUUGAGGUAUUCAGUUAUUAUGAACAAGGUUCUGUAUAGCCAGUUAGCAGCCUCCUGCUGGUCUGGUGGUUUCCUCAAUUCAGCGGUGCACACAGUACUGACAUUCCGCCUGCCCUUCUGUGGCAACAAUCAGAUUAAUUAUUUCUUCUGUGAUAUACCUCCUUUGUUGGUCUUGUCUUGCGGGGACACUUCUGUCAAUGAAGUGGCACUACUAUCCAUUGGGGUGGUCAUUGGUUGGACUCCUUUCCUGUGUAUUGUCCUUUCCUACCUCUAUAUUAUCUCCACCAUCUUGAGGAUCCGAUCCUCCAAGGGGAGACAAAAGGCCUUUUCCACCUGUGCCUCCCACCUGACCAUUGUCCUUCUCUAUUAUGGCAGCACCAUCUUCACAUAUGGACGACCCAUCUCAACAUAUUCACUGGAGAAAGACAGGCUGAUCUCAGUAUUGUAUAGUAUUGUUACCCCCAUGCUAAAUCCUAUAAUCUACUCCUUGAGGAAUAAGGAUAUUCAAGAGGCUAUGCAAGUUAUGGGGAGAAAGUGGAAGGCUUCAAGCUCCCUCUCUUUUGAUGUGUAAGUUUUUCUUUUCUAAGAAGAUGACAUUACAAAACUGGCCAUUUUACUUAUAGAGCUGAUUUUGGCUAAUUACUCUCAAACAAAAGUAAAAGUCAAUGCAAAUUUUCACAUCCAGCACUUUCAGAAACACUCUCGCUAAAAAUACUAUAUGAAAUAUUUAAAUUUUUUCAGAGAGAUCAGUUAAUGUAAAAGAUAGUGAGGAAUCACAAAUCUAAUAUUGAACAGAGUUGAAAAUACAAAGAUGUGAAAUUGGCAUUAGCGACCCUCUCUUAUGAGGACUUCUGAUAAUCUUGAAGAAGUGUUUGAGGUUCUGAAUUGUGUUUUGACAUCCUUGUAAGAUUAGAGAGCUAAAAAUGGAGUCUUGAGCUAGUUAAUUGAAACAACAAUUAUCCUCUAUUUUAUCCGGUAAACUUAUCAAUAACUUACGUGCCUAGUGACUACCAUAUUGGACCAUGCAUCCAUAGAACAGUUCUUUCCUUGCCGUUAAUAGACAGUGCUUCUCUGAAAGAAGAAGUAUUAGAUGGGCAACUUUGCUUUAAGAGAUAUCACAACCAAUUGCAAAAUAAAAACAACAGUAUGUUAAUGGUUCAGUGAUAAACUGAUCAUUGGAAUAAACUAGAGAAUCCAGAAAAAGUCCCCUGAAUAAACAUAUUUAUUUGAUUACAUGAUAGAAGAGGCCAGAAGAGGCAUGAAAGAAAAGUUGAAUAAGGACAAUGUUUUCAAUAAAAAGGCAAAAGGGCAUAUGCUCCUAGCCUUAAAUGUUAUACAAAAAUCAAUUCUAGGGUACUGUAUACCUUAGUGUGUAAAAGAACAAUAAGACUUUUAGAAAGUGAUAAAGGCUACCACCGUAUCACACGUGGUCUUGUCAGACCCGAUCUGGAGCAGAGACCUGAUGCCACUCCCACCACUGCCUCUGCUUAGCACCUCUGGCAGGAAGGACAGUGGUCCCCAAGUCCAAAGGCAAUGGGCUGGAGAACACGGCCUCUUGGAUGGAGCCCACAGCUUUUGUUCAGCCUGGCCCUACGUGGCUAAGGCGCUUGCUAUGUGGUUGAUGAUCACGGUGGGUGGGGGUUGACCCAGGUUUGCAGGGAAUAGUCACUGUGGACGACGAAAUGAGAUAAGUUGAAUAAGUGACAAAUAAAGGCAAAGUUUUAGAAGCCAGAAGGGAAUUGAAAAUUUAAAAAUAUUAAUAUAUUCCUUUUCACCCUCACUAAAGUCACUCUUACUCAGGCAAUGAUUUUUUUUCUUUGAAUUUUCUUGACUAAUGGUAUAGCCUCUUGCUGGCCUCCCCUCCCCUCCUUCACCCUACUUUACUAAAUCCUGUACAUUAUGUCUGAAUUAAUUUCAAAACACAUAUUUGAUAAAAAUGAAUGAAGCAGAGGGAGAGGAAAGGUGCUUUACAUUGUUAUUAACUGUAUAUUAGAAAGUAAUAAAUUUCUCUUGUCUCAGUCCCUUUUGCUAUCAAGUGAUCUGUGUAUUAGCCCUCUUCGUGGACUUCUCUUUCUCCUCUCCAUUGACAGUAAAGGCUGUCAUAGUCCUCCAUACUGUUGCUUAUACCUGUAGCUCAUUCAGUUUUCAUUGCUGUAUAGAAUUUCAUGGUAUGAAUAUGCCCACAAAUGCUUUAUUCUUUCAAUGAAAUUAAACACCUAACAAUUG